AUGAUGAUCAGUGCAAAGAGAAGGAGCUCAUCAACAGGGAGGUCGAGUCCAGGCGUGUGGAAGUUGUGACUUCGUCCCAGCCAGUCAGAGCCAACCAUAUCGCCUGGGGUGAAGAUGCUCACUGUCAGCAGCCUCAUCACCCUCCUUCCCACCCACCACCUUCUCUCCCACCUCCUCAAGUGCCCUUUGCUGUCAUCCCCAUGGUUCCAGUUGUCAAUGCGACGCCGUCUGUCCCACCACCGCUUCCACUUUCAACGCCGAUUGCUGCGGCGGCAACGUCGCUCAACAGUCCCCCGCCUCUUAAGAAAGAGAACGUUUCCUCCCCAUCUCAGCCGCAGACAGCAUCUCCUCAUUUGAUGACCUCUCCACAGAUCAAAGUAGAGCCCACUCAGCAGCUGAUCGAUGUCAAGCCCAGCCUGUCGCAGCCUCAGGUUCAGAUUCAGUACCCAGCAUCCAUCAGUGCAAAUAGCUCAGGCUCUCAUCAUGCACUGGUACCCCAUCAAACUCCACCGAUGUCUCAGCCACAACCUAAUGGAGUGAUGAUAGAGGACAUGAGGGGGAUGGAGGGGAAGAGGAGACCAGGCGGUGCGGGGACCAGAGAAGUGCACAAUAAACUGGAAAAGAACAGGAGAGCACAUCUCAAAGAAUGUUUCGAAACACUAAAGAAGAACAUUCCAAACGUUGAUGAGAAGAAAACCUCCAACCUCAGCGUUUUACGCAGUGCGCUGCGUUACAUACAGAAGGAGAAGAUAACUUUGAGCAGGACGUAGACGAUGAAGCUCCUGCUCCUCCUGUCUCCACGUCCCUCCCCAAACCAGCACCCACCAUUAUACAAGCUCAGCCCCUCCUCACCUCACACAUAUCAAUCCAGCAUGCUGCACUGCCUCUUUCUGGAGUCCUCACCGCCCCUCCCCCCUCCUGUCCUCUCCCUCCUCAAGCCAUCGCCCCUGCUCCUCCGCCGGGUCCGCCCCCUCCCGCGCCGCCCCCGCCGCACCACAUUCAGCGUCCAGCUGUGCAGGUCCAGCCUACUGUCAUUGCCCACGCCGCUGUGUCACACCCAUCAGUAAUCCAGGCUGUCAAUCACUCCCUACCAGCCAAUCACAAACACCUAACACACAUCGCCCCCUCACCCGGCCCCGCCUCUUCACACCCCCAGCCAAUUGUAGCGGCAGCCAGCCCCGCCACCCACCAACAAAUAGCAGCUCAGCCCAUCGGACACAUCACUGUCCACCCGGUGGCUCACCUGACCUCCCACCUCCCGACUCUUUACCCCCAGGGAGGGGCCGUGUCCCAGCCCACCAUGGUGGGCCACAUCACUCACACGUUCACACACCACCCCUUGUCUCACGUCCAGGCCGGUCCUCAAGCCAACACUACCGGAGCCCAGGUGAACAGCGCGGCCGUGGUGAGCCAUGGGAGCCCGUCACUAGGAAAACCCACAGCCGUGCUGGCCCCCCACCCCCAACUGGUUGGACAGGCUACUGUCCUCAAUCCCGUCACCAUGGUGACAGUCCCCACCUUCCCCGUCAGCACGCUCAAACUGGCCUAAAAGCAAAAAGAUGAGCUUGGUAAACAGAUGAACUCCUGGGUCAGUCCUCGGUAACGAACGGCGGAGAAUCUGUGACAGAAAAAGACUUCGGCUCGUUUUAAACGUUUUGCAACGGAUAUCUCGCGGGACAUUGUAGUCACGGCUCUGCUGAUUCAUGAACAGCAACGCUGAUGCAGACUCUGUGGUUCAGGACAUGGUGAAAAUGAGACCGUGAUGUUUGGCUUCGCUGCACAGACGGGAACUCUGCUCGACCUUCUCUUCCUUUCCUCUCUUUCCCCAGCAGCACCAACAGAAUAAUCUCAGCUCACACUCAGGCGUCAUGGAUUCCCUUCAGUCACUCGUUCAGUUAUUUAGCCAAACACGUGUGGUCCAUACGUCUCACCGUCACCGUAGCGAUGGGUGCAGGAAGACCAUGUGUAGGAGACCCGUCACUGACGUUUAGCAGGGAGUUCAGCGGUUCCGCUCAUUUUAACAAACUUAAACACGUGUGUGUGUGUGAUCACAUGUGAAACAGAUCAGAUCACUAAAGCGAAAGUAAACUUUUAUUUUACACCGCGUCAAGAUAUAUUUCCUUAAACAUUCUGGCUUCAAUUGAAUUACAUUUUGCUGAUGAACUUCUAUUUGCAGGGAGAAAAAAAAAAUUGUGCUCCCUCUGAAACGGGAUAAAACACAAGAUAUGAAGCUUUUUGUGCAGCAAUUACUUUUCAUAAAACAGAUUUGUUUCCAGUCAGUGGAAGAAAAAAACAACAACUCUGGAAUUAAACAAAUAAAUUGGGCAAACAUUUAUCCGUCACUUCAAAC
Messenger RNA from Nematolebias whitei (Rio pearlfish), 2350 nucleotides. RefSeq names its product max-binding protein MNT. Lineage: Eukaryota; Metazoa; Chordata; Actinopteri; Cyprinodontiformes; Rivulidae. The record is from RefSeq and is a predicted model, not a curated record. Gene Ontology annotation, biological process: regulation of transcription by RNA polymerase II. Gene Ontology annotation, molecular function: RNA polymerase II cis-regulatory region sequence-specific DNA binding; DNA-binding transcription factor activity, RNA polymerase II-specific; protein dimerization activity.